Ipomoea triloba (trilobed morning glory) is the source of this 930-nucleotide messenger RNA. RefSeq names its product ethylene-responsive transcription factor 2-like. Gene Ontology annotation, biological process: regulation of DNA-templated transcription; ethylene-activated signaling pathway. Lineage: Eukaryota; Viridiplantae; Streptophyta; Magnoliopsida; Solanales; Convolvulaceae. The transcript has a single exon. The record is from RefSeq and is a predicted model, not a curated record. Gene Ontology annotation, molecular function: DNA binding; DNA-binding transcription factor activity. The coding region runs from base 103 to 822 and encodes 239 amino acids.
ACCUCAACCAACGCUCUCUGUUUUUCUUCAUCUUCUCUGCUUGCUUUUCACGAGCCCUUUAACAAGAAUUUGGGUAACGGGAAAGUUAAAUUAGUACUCAAAAUGAUGUACGGUGAUGAUAAUGCUGAUUUUGCUCUUCUUGAAUCUAUUCGACGGCACUUGCUCGACGAUUUUGAUGAUCCGGUUUUGGGGUUGGGGGAGAGUUGGGGGGAAUGGACUGUGCCUGCGCCUACAGACUACAAUUCACCGGACUCCAACUUUAGUGGAAGCUCCGGGUGGUUGUCGUGGGUCGACAAGGAGGAGACACCCUCUCCUAUGGUCAAGGAAGAGCCAGAAACAAUGGGUUUCCAUGAGUUUCCGGCCAUUCUGGAUUUCACAGCGGCGGUGCCUCCUCCUCCGAAAGUGGAGGUGUCGCCGGCGCCACCACCAGUAGUUGAGAAGCACUACAGGGGAGUGAGGAGGCGGCCCUGGGGCAAGUUCGCGGCGGAGAUAAGAGACCCAGCCAAGAACGGGGCCCGGGUGUGGCUGGGGACAUACGAGACAGCAGAGGAUGCCGCGGUGGCCUACGACAGGGCAGCGUUCCGCAUCCGAGGAGCUCGUGCCUUGCUGAAUUUCCCGCUUAGAAUCAACUCAGGCGAACCAGAGCCAGUUAGAAUCACAACCAAGAAGAGACUGGCGGCUUCAACGGAUUAUUGCUCCCCCACCUCGUCAUCCUCGUCCUCGACAACAUCGGACAUUGUGUCGUCAUCUAAGAGGAUGAAGAAGGCAGCUCAAUCGGUAGAGCAAUCAGUUGAACAAAGUUCUUGCUCUUUCCAGAUUUGAAAAAAAAAAAGAAUUAAUUGAAUUGAAUUGUUUGUUAGUUUCUUGUAGCUUAGUUGAUUUGAGGUUGUUGAAUGAACUAACCCAAAAUUGCUAAAUUGGUUUCUUCGC